AUGGCGACCCCUAUGGAAGUUUUACACGUCAUGACCCCAGCAGAAUGGGGUAAGCCCAUCGAUGUCGACGAGAAAUGGAUCAGUUUCGUGGAUGAAAAUGUCAAGGCGAAAUUUCCACCGGGCACCGAGAUUGAAAGCAUCAGUCCUCAUGGCGCCAGCUAUUGGACCAGAACCGCUGAAGUUGCGACUAUAAUGCCAGAUGGCACUUCAAGGUCUUACUUUCUCAAGGUUUCUCAAGGUGACAAUGGAAGGGGCAUGGUUCUUGGCGAGUUUGCCUCAAUGACAGCCAUUUAUCAGGUUCUACCAAAAUUUGUGCCCGAGCCAAUUGGAAGCGGCACUUACGCCUCUGAUCUAGACAUUCACUUCUUUUGCUGUGAGCUGAUUAAUAUGAGCGACGAAAUUCCUGAAAUUCAAGCUUUUACCUCAACGCUUGCAGAGCUACAUUCCAAAGGCAUUUCACCAAAUGGCAAAUACGGCUUUUUUGUCCCCACCUAUAAAGGAACAAUACCACAGUACACAGAGUGGCAAGAGACUUGGGAAGAAGCCUAUUAUCACUCCAUGAAGUGGUUCAUUCACGCUGAGGAAAAGUCCCAAGGAAUUGAUAAGGAAAUGCAAGAACUUUGCCAAGGAAUCCUCGAAAAAGUCAUUCCACGUUUGUUGCGACCACUUGAGACUGGAGGCCGCCAGAUACAGCCUUGUCUUAUUCACGGUGAUCUCUGGGCUGGGAAUACUUCCUGGAAUAAUGAUACUAACAUGCCUAUCAUUUACGAUUCAGCUGCUCUGUAUGCCCACAACGAAUUGGAAAUGGCAGCUUGGAGACCCAUACGACACUUAAUUGGAAAGCAAUACAUGAAGGCAUACUUCCAUUAUUUUCCAGUAUCUGCUCCAGAGGAAGAUCAAGACGACCGCAAUAUGCUCUACUAUCUUCGAUGGGACCUCAAAAGCUCAGCCCUGUUUUCUGGGAAUUUAAGGUACCGGAAUAUGGCGAAGGAAACUAUGAGAACUUUGAUCGCAAAGUUCCCUGGUGGCUACGAAGAUUUGCCCAGCCAAGUUGCUGUUCUCACAUUCAUUGCAACUUUCUCCAUCCCAAGCAAAUUAUUGACUCACGCAAACGCAACUACGCCACGAGUCUUCAUCGCUCGACACGGUGAAACAGAAUGGACCAUCAACGGCCGCUGCACUGGCAAGGCUGAAAUUCCUCUCACCGCAAACGGAAUUGCUCAAGUUCAAGGCACGGGCGAAGUCCUUGUAGGCGCUGGCAAACUCAUUGACCCUUUCAAACUAACACAUGUUUUCACUUCACCUCGCAAACGGGCUGUUGAUACAUUGUCGAUGUUGCUCGGGCCUGCACAUAAGGAUCGACUUGAUCAAGAGAACAAAAUCACCACCACAGAGGACAUCGCAGAGUGGGAUUAUGGAGAUUAUGAAGGCUUGAAACCAGAUGAGAUUAGAGAAAGCAGAGAUAAGAGAGACCUACCAAAAUGGGAUAUCUGGACACAAGGCUGUGAGGGCGGAGAAUCGGCCGAAGAAGUACAGACACGUCUAGAUAGACUCAUCGAGCAGAUUUAUGAGUUGCAGAGCCCUCACGUAGAUGGCAAAAGUGGCGAGCCUGCUGAUGUUUUGAUAGUUGCUCACGGUCACAUCUUGCGCGCGUUCACGAAGAGAUGGCUUCGCUAUGCUAUGGACUUUCCAUUCCAGAUGAUGAUGGAGCCGGGCGCGAUUGGUAUUAUGAGUUAUGCACAUCACAAUAUUAAGGAACCGGCUAUUUUGGUUGGCAUGGGAUUCCCUUUGUCGAAGUAG
Botrytis fragariae is the source of this 1800-nucleotide messenger RNA. RefSeq names its product putative phosphoglycerate mutase protein. The record is from RefSeq and is a predicted model, not a curated record. Lineage: Eukaryota; Fungi; Ascomycota; Leotiomycetes; Helotiales; Sclerotiniaceae. The transcript is spliced from 11 exons. Bases 1 to 1800 code for a protein of 599 amino acids.